Lolium rigidum is the source of this 1671-nucleotide messenger RNA. RefSeq names its product benzyl alcohol O-benzoyltransferase-like. NCBI's taxonomy places the organism in Eukaryota, Viridiplantae, Streptophyta, Magnoliopsida, Poales, Poaceae. The record is from RefSeq and is a predicted model, not a curated record. The transcript is spliced from 2 exons. The coding region runs from base 1 to 1671 and encodes 556 amino acids.
AUGGAAUUUCCAGCUGGCUCUCAUCUCACCUUGUCAGGCAAGCAGGAGCGAUGUACUGUAGCCGCUUACAACCUCACAUUGCUGUACUAUAAGUACAAGUGCAAAACUGUGGAAGCCAACCGUGAUAGUACUGUAGUAGUGUUGCUUCCAACUUGCUCCAAGACCAUCCUAGCUAUGCUCAGCUGCGGGGCUAUAGUCUGGCGAGCGAGGGCAGCUGCCCGGGCUCUGCCCAGCAUCCUCCACAGAAAUUACAGCAGGAAGGAGCAACGAUCUCCAUGGGUGAACCCAUGCCGGCCUCGUCAACUCUACUCAGAUGGCUCUACUCACAAGCUAAAUCCGCCGGUGGAUAUGCUAAAGAAGCCGAAGGAACGGGUAUACACGCCGACGCUGGCCUACGCCGUGCGCCGGCGUGAUCCGGAGCUCGUCGGCCCGGCUGCUCAUACGCCCCGGGAGACCAAGCAUCUGUCGGACCUCGACGACCACGAGGACUCGCGCACGCACAUGUCCUUGGCUUUCUUUUACCGUGGCGGACAGAACGGCGUCGACCCGGCCGGCCUCAUCCGACGUGCGCUGGGCGAGGCGCUGGUGCACUACUACCCGUUGGCCGGUCGGCUCAGGGAGGUUGAGGGUCAGAAGCUGGUGGUCGACUGCACCGGCGAGGGGGUGCUCUUCGUGGAGGCCGACGCUGACGUACGGCUGGCAGAGCUGGAGGGGGUCGGGCUCAGGCCGCCAUUCCCUUGCUGGGACCAGCUGCUCUUCGACGUGGAUGGAUCCAGCGGCAUGAUUGACUGUCCCUUGCUGCAUAUCCAGGUAACGCGACUGCUGUGCGGCAGCUUCGUAUUCGCGCUCCGCUUCAACCACACCAUGUGCGACGGAAUCGGCAUCGCCCAGUUCAUGAACGCCAUUGCCGAGCUCGCCCGCGGCCUUCCGUCCACCACCAUCGCGCCCGUCUGGUGUCGCGAGCUCCUCAAGGCGCGCGACACACCCAUGCCUUCCCUUACGCACCGAGAGUUCGACGUGCUACUUCAGUCGCCUCCCCCGGCCGAUGAUAUGGUCAUGCGUUCUUUCACUUUCGGCGCAUCAGACCUCGCCGCCAUCAAGAAAAGCCUCCCUCCGCUCCUCCACAACACCACCACCACCUUCGAGGCCCUCGCCGCGUUCUUAUGGCGUGCUCGCGCCACGGCGCUCGAGCUCCCCCCAGGUGGGAAUGCCCCGCUAAUGGUCAUCGCAAACAUCAGGGGCGUUGCUGAGAUGAGCCUGCCCGCGGGGUACUAUGGCAACGCGAUUGUGCCCUCCAUGGUGAUGGUCGAUCCGGCGGUGCUAUGUGGCGGCUCGUUGGGUGAUGUUGUGGCGUUGGUGCGGCAGGCGAAGGCCGCGGUGACCUCCGAAUACGCUCGUUCUUUUAUCAACGAGAUUCUGCUCGGCGAGCGGUACAUCCUGUCGGCAAACGUGUUCCUGCUCUCAGACGCCCGUCGCCUUGGGUUCGACCGUGUGGACUUCGGGUGGGGCGAGCCGGUGUACGCUGGCCCAGCCGACACUUACUUCGGUGUGAGUUUCUUCAUCACCGGUAAGGAUCGCGAUGGAGAGGACGUAGUUGUCGUGCCGGUCGUGCUGCCGCGGCUGGCAAUGGAUCGGUUCGUCACGGAGGUGGAGAAGCUGUUAAACCUAUGA